This is a messenger RNA of Electrophorus electricus (electric eel), 1159 nucleotides long. The record is from RefSeq and is a predicted model, not a curated record. Lineage: Eukaryota; Metazoa; Chordata; Actinopteri; Gymnotiformes; Gymnotidae.
AUGGGAAGACUGUGGGCUCUGGCAGCCCUGCUGCAGGUGCUGCUCACACACACUGCCACGAUCUCUGCAUCCUACGCGUGCCUAGAGGAGCAGGACACGAACGCCACCAACGAAGCCCUGCACAUCAUCAACGAACUACAUCACCACGGCUACAAGUUCCGGCUGGUGAGCGUGGACAGCCGCACAGCUCAGGAGAAGGCAGAUCCCUGUGAGGUUGUGCUGGCUCUGACCUUAGAGGAGACCAAGUGCCACAUUGUGAACCCUGAACCUUUUACCAACUGUGAGCUCAGAUCAGAGGCAGAAACGAAAGUGAUAGCAAAAUGCAACGUGACUAUGUGUGGAGGUGAACAUCCAGGCAUCAAAAAGUACACCUGUGACACAGAGCCAGCUCUGCUACACAUCUGCCCUGACUGCCCCAUUCUGCUGCCCCUGCACGACCCCAAAGGCCUGGAGAGCGUAAAAGCUGCCCUGGAGAUGUUCAACAGCGAGUCCAACCACACCUCCUACUUCAAACUGCUGGAAGUGGGAAGAAUAACUUCACAGCAUAACAUGAUGUUCGGACAGAGCUAUUUUGUCCAGUUUGCCAUAGUGGAGACUGAGUGUGCAGACAGCGUGAAAACUGAGGGAAAAAAUGCAUGCAAACCACUCUGUGACAAGGAAGCUGAUUAUGGAUUCUGCCAAGCCACUCAGCUUGGAAACAGUGUUCUGACUGUAGAUUGUGACAUUUAUGAUGCUCAGAACACAACACACCACCACCAUCAUCCAUUCUACAGAAGGCACUGUGGGCACCGUAGAGGUCACCACCAUCACAAAGGUCACCACCACCACCACCACCACCACCACCCUCCUGGCCAUGGCAAACGUCCAGACCAUGCUGGUUCUGGCCAUGACAAACGUCCAGCCCAUGCUGGUCCAGGUCAUGACAAGCAUCCAGACCACACAUUUCCCCCAGGUCAUCAAGGAUCCAGUGAUCCAGAGUUCCCCUUCCCAGAAUGCCAUGGGUUUGUGAAAAUACCCCCUUCCAUCCACCCCAUAUGUCCGUUCCCACCUACCUUUAUGAGACGGCCUCAAAAGGCCCACGCCUGAGACUGACCUCCAGUAGAACGAAGCUCUUCUUCUACUGGACAGAAGAACACACGUCAUGAGAUUUUAUCAAACA